Messenger RNA from Lycium ferocissimum, 952 nucleotides. RefSeq lists its product as uncharacterized. The coding region runs from base 16 to 648 and encodes 210 amino acids. The record is from RefSeq and is a predicted model, not a curated record. The transcript has 3 exons. Lineage: Eukaryota; Viridiplantae; Streptophyta; Magnoliopsida; Solanales; Solanaceae. Gene Ontology annotation, cellular component: plasma membrane.
AUUAAAAUUACCACAAUGACCUCAAAAUUCCCCGAUCCACCCCCCACCCCCUACCACCCCCUCCCUACGCAACCCCAAUACAUCAUCGUUCUACCUCAUUACUACCGUAACCCUAACCACCUCUUCCUCCGCCGUUACAUUUACAUCGCUGCCGCACUCCUCCUCAUCGGCGUCGCAAUCUUCUUCCUCUACCCAUCCGAUCCAGAACUCUCCUUUUCCCGUCUCCGUCUCCGUCACUUCAAAAUCCACUCAUUCCCUAAAAUCGCAUUCGACGUUACCUUAGACGUCACUGUCAAAAUUCGUAAUAGAGACUUCUAUUCCGUCAAUUUUAAAUCAGUUGUGAUUUCUAUAGCUUACAGGGGAAAGCAACUAGGACAUGUUAUAUCUGAUUAUGGUCGUAUUAAAGCUAGGGCAUCUUCGUAUAUUAAUGCUACGCUUGAGUUGACUGAUGUUUGUUUGAUUACUGAUAUAAUACCGUUGAUUGAGGAUUUGGCUAGAGGUUCUAUUACUUUUGAUACUGUUACUCAGAUUGGUGGUGAGCUUGGUUUGGUCCUCUUUAAUAUUCCCAUAAAGGGGAAGGUGUCAUGUGAAAUUGUUGUGGAUACACGCAAUGAAACGAUUUCUCAUCAGAACUGCUACCCUGAGUGACUCGGUUCGUGAUGGAAUUGUGAAUUAUGGAAAUGGAUAGAGGGCAAGUAUCCAACUCUGCUCGAGGCCGUGUAAAUGCUCUAUGGUCAUAUUCAUGUUGUGCAUUUGAUUACGUUUCAAAGGUUUUGGAUAUUUUGUGAACUGCAUAUUUGGCUCCCCAUUAAUGUAAUUAUGAAGGCUUUCGUGUUUGUGGGGAACAAUAUUUAACACGUCUGACGUGUUCUUUCUGUAAUAGUAGCAUUUAUCAUUGUUCUAGGAAAACCAUAGUAAUGUAACGACAUAAAGUAUUUUCACGUGCAGCUAA